Messenger RNA from Thlaspi arvense, 1077 nucleotides. The record is from the annotation of a GenBank genome assembly. NCBI's taxonomy places the organism in Eukaryota, Viridiplantae, Streptophyta, Magnoliopsida, Brassicales, Brassicaceae.
AUGUUAAGAACCUCAAGAACCGGUAUGUUGUCGUUUUUCUCCAUGAUUUCUCUUCUCCUUCUUCUUCUCUCCCUUUCGUCGGCGGUUAUCUCCGAUGACUCGUCUUUCAAGAAACUUCCGGUGCCUGAAAAUAGGUCAGGCCCUGAAGCUUUCGCCUUUGAUUCCACCGGAAAAGGAUUCUACACUGGAGUCUCCGGCGGGAAAAUCCUCAAGUACCUUCCCGACACGGGUUAUGUCAACUUUGCACAGAUCACAGAAUCCUCGGACGAGUGGACUACACGCGACCUUGCUAAUUCAUCGUGUUUAUCGGCGUACGUUAGUAAUGUGUCGAACUCUUCGUGGUGCGAUGGAGUACUUGGAACCGUUUUAGCCGGAAAAUGCGGUCGACCGGCAGGGAUAGCCUUCAAUGAGAAAACAGGUGACCUCUACGUCGCCGAUGCUCCGUUAGGUCUUCACGUUGUUUCUCCCGCCGGUGGCUUGGCCGUAAAGAUCGCCGACAGUGUUGACGGAAAGCCCUUCAAGUUUCUCGAUGGUCUUGACGUUGAUCCCACUACUGGUGUCGUCUACUUCACUUCCUUUAGCUCACGCUUCUCCCCAAUCGAAGUGGUGAUUGCAUUGGGACUAAAGGAUGCGACCGGAAAGCUCUACAAGUACGACCCAUCAACCAAAGUCGUGAGUGUAUUGAUGGAAGGACUAAGUGGCUCAGCCGGUUGUGCCGUGAGCUCGGACGGUUCGUUCGUGCUGGUCAGUCAGUUCACAAAGAGUAACAUCAAGAGGUAUUGGAUCAAGGGACCCAAAGCUGGCUCUUCUGAAGACUUCACCAACUCUGUCUCGAACCCUGACAAUAUCAAGAGGAUCGGCUCUACUGGAAACUUUUGGGUCGCUUCCGUCGUGAACAAGAUCAUCGUGCCUACGAACCCAUCAGCUGUCAAAGUCAACUCUAAUGGUGAAGUGCUUCAGACAAUUCCUCUCAAAGAUCAAUUUGGAGACACUUUGCUUAGCGAAGUUAACGAGUUUGAGGGUAAUCUUUACAUCGGAACCCUCACGGGACCUUUUGCUGGAAUUCUUAAGCUUUAA